UAUUAGCUGUCAUAUCUCAGUCCAAUUCACAAGGUGUGCUAAAAUUCCUGGUCUGAAAAUCCAGAUUGAAUAUUAUUAUAUACUACCAAAAUGGAAGAACAGAAUGUUGACGAAACGAAAACCAAUCCGCUGUCGCGAAAACUAAAGUUCUCCGGUAUUUGUAAGCUAACCGAUGAGGAACUGUCGCAUCUCUACAAGCUCGACGAGCUGACAGACGAGGAGCUGGCUUCCGUGGACCUGAAGAGAAGCUCCUUGAUCGAUGACUAUCGUCUUCUGCACGAGGUUUCGAUGAUGAGGCAAAUGGAGAACGAAGCCGCAAAGCCCCCAAAUCCCCCAGAACCCCCAAAGCCCCCAAAUCCCCCAGAACGCCCUAAAGCCCGUAAGCUUCUUCAUUUCGUCAAGGUCAUGAGUUUCGAGGAGGAGCCUGGGACCAUCUUCACCGAGGAGCAGUUGCGGCUCGAUUCGAACUACAUGGAGCUAAACAGCGAUAUAUUCCGCCUGGAGUCCUUCUACAAUUACCUGGACAGCAUGUACGUCAGCGGCAAUUCCAAUAGAGCAAUCGAUUUGGUGAUGUUUGGCAUCCACCGUUUGAACAUCAACAUUCUGAUGAAUAUCCAUAAGUUCCAUACGCCAAAGAAAGCACAUCAGCUCCCGGUGCAUUAUGAUUGUAACAAAUUUCAAAUAAAACUUUGCAUUCCCAAAGGCAGUCAGAAGUUCCAGGCAUUCGAACAGCAGAACCUUACUGUUCACACGUUUAGAAGUUUUAAAAUAGGUGGCUUAAAAUUCCAGUAAAGCAUCAUAAUAUCCCGGCUUAUGUGUGUCCAACAUGGAUAACAUGCGCUUUACGGACGAUCCCACUGGUGAGGGGCGUACAAUUGAUGGAUUGAAUCAGAUCCCAGCUGAAAAAAAGUUUAUAUGGAACAUACCCAACAAAGAGUACACGUUUAAACUGCUUAAGCAGUUGGUCAAUUAGAUGCGUUUCCAUGUGGAUCGCCGUCUGCGGUCGUUAUACGAUCGUCUAGAGUACAUGUUCGUCGGUAGCGAUCUCAACUUGGCCAAGCGCCGUCUUGAGAUGUUCGCCAGAUGGCAGAAUAAAUAAUUCCACGCAAUGUGAAGCCAUAUAAAACGCGACGUUAUCUAGGAGAAGUGUUGAAAUGCACCAGAAUCUUGUAUUUUAAACCAAAUUCCAAUCACAUUUUAGCACUUAAUUCAUGCGCAUUUGUGUUUAGUUC
This is a messenger RNA of Drosophila melanogaster (fruit fly), 1232 nucleotides long. RefSeq lists its product as uncharacterized. Lineage: Eukaryota; Metazoa; Arthropoda; Insecta; Diptera; Drosophilidae. The transcript has 3 exons. Bases 91 to 792 code for a protein of 233 amino acids. The record is from RefSeq and is marked reviewed.